CUUUACGGCAAUUCAUAACAAAAACAGUUUUCUCACGAUUUAGUGGUUUUUUAUUUUGAAGUCUAUUUAUAUUUGAUUGUUAAUCACAUUUAUAUACACAUCUCAACCGUUUACACAUAUAAUCAACUGAACCACACAAUGGGUCAGCAACACUCAGGCGGGUCGGGAGGCGGUGGCGAUAAGGAUAAGAAGGGCCAGAAGAAGGAGCGGUCGGCGCCCCCACCGAUGCCCUCCAUUAGGGGCCGCCGUCGUAAAGGAGGCAAAGGACCGGACAGCGCGUCUAAGUUGCCGGCAGUGACCCCACACUCCCGGUGUCGCCUCAAACUGCUUAAGUUGGAGCGCAUACAGGACUGGCUGCUCAUGGAGGAGGAGUUCCUCAAGAACUGCAACGCAGCCAUCAAUGCAAAGACAGACAAAGACGAUAACGUCGAUGAAGAGCGCAAUAAAGUCGAUGACCUCAGAGGAACUCCGAUGUCUGUGGGAAACCUGGAAGAGAUCAUUGAUGAUAAUCACGCCAUUGUGUCGACUUCUGUUGGCUCCGAGCACUACGUGUCGAUCCUGUCGUUCGUGGAUAAGGAACAGUUGGAACCGAACUGUUGUGUACUUCUGAACCAUAAGGUGCACGCAGUGGUCGGUGUCCUCAGCGAUGAUGUCGACCCGAUGGUGAAUGUGAUGAAACUGGAAAAAGCACCGCAAGAGACGUACGCAGACAUCGGUGGUCUCGAUCAGCAGAUCCAAGAGAUCAAAGAGAGCGUUGAGUUGCCGUUAACUCAUCCGGAAUACUACGAAGAGAUGGGUAUUAAACCACCGAAAGGUGUCAUUCUGUACGGACCGCCCGGCACUGGAAAGACACUGUUAGCUAAAGCGGUGGCCAAUNUCCAAGAGAUCAAAGAGAGCGUUGAGUUGCCGUUAACUCAUCCGGAAUACUACGAAGAGAUGGGUAUUAAACCACCGAAAGGUGUCAUUCUGUACGGACCGCCCGGCACUGGAAAGACACUGUUAGCUAAAGCGGUGGCCAAUCAGACGUCCGCUACUUUCCUGCGGGUCGUCGGCUCUGAACUGAUUCAGAAAUAUUUAGGCGACGGACCAAAGCUCGUGAGAGAGCUGUUCCGAGUGGCCGAAGAACACGCGCCCGCCAUUGUCUUCAUCGACGAGAUCGACGCCGUCGGCACUAAGAGAUAUGACUCGAACUCUGGUGGCGAACGAGAGAUCCAGCGAACGAUGUUAGAGCUGUUGAACCAAUUGGACGGUUUCGAUGGCAGGGGUGACGUGAAGGUGAUUAUGGCCACCAAUCGGAUCGAGACGUUAGACCCGGCGCUGAUAAGGCCCGGUAGGAUCGACCGUAAG
Molecule: messenger RNA, 1347 nt
Organism: Oppiella nova
Lineage: Eukaryota; Metazoa; Arthropoda; Arachnida; Sarcoptiformes; Oppiidae
Source: the annotation of a GenBank genome assembly